Phoenix dactylifera (date palm) is the source of this 551-nucleotide messenger RNA. The record is from RefSeq and is a predicted model, not a curated record. Lineage: Eukaryota; Viridiplantae; Streptophyta; Magnoliopsida; Arecales; Arecaceae.
CUCCGAGACCUUCCUGUGCUUGGACUCUGUAAGGAAUCUUUCCUUUUAUUAUAGGUAUGUCGAGUAAUUCCUCGUUCUUCUAGUCGAUGGCGGCGAGAGAGGGACGAGAGGACAUGGAGAUGACGAAGCCGGAGGUGGUGAGAAAGGCGGAGAGGCUGGUGGUUUCGACCAUGGGAGGGCGGGACGCCUCCCACGACGCGGCCCACGCCUUCCGCGUCCGCGACCUGGCCCUCUCCCUCGCCAAAGAAGAGGGCUUGGAUUCCUUCCCUCAAAGCUUGGAGAUAGUCGAACUUGCUGCUCUUCUCCAUGACAUUGGAGAUUACAAGUACACCAAGGAUUUGGUCGAGGAUACUACAAUUGUGGAGAAGUUUCUUGAGGAGGAGGUGUUGGAGGAAAGCAAAAGGGAGAAAAUACUGGGGAUCAUAAAAGGAAUGGGUAAGCUUCUAUUGCAGGGGACUCCUAGCUUCAAAUUUAAAAUGGUUUUCCGAUUUUCAGGGGUAUUAUGCACUUGGAUUUUCUUUUUAGUAGAGAAAUAAUUGUUGGUUUCAUUU